AUGGACCUGCAUGUGGUGUCGAUUGAGUGCUCCCUCACCAAGCCUGACGCCUCGCUCGGUGACGCGGCGAUGUGCCAACUGUUCCACCGCGUGCCCGCCCGGUGCCCGCUGCUGCACCUCUUUGGCCACGUCUCCACCCGGCGACACGACGGCGAUGCGUCGCGGGGCUCCAAUGGCGCCACAGCGGCAACAGCGGGGGUGGGGGGCGCUGUUGAGCAGCACACCAUCUGCGUGCACGUGCACGGGGUGUAUCCGUACUUCAUGGUGGAGCAGCACGACACGCGCGUCUCUGCGAUGCAGUUCGGCGCGCAGCUCGAGACGGUGGCUGUUUCGGCUCUGCGCCUCCGCACAUCCGCGGCGGUGGAGCCACCGCAGGUGCUGCAUCACGUGGAGGUGGUGCGGCUGCUACCCUUCUACGGCUACCACGCACGUCCGCGGCGCUUCUUCAAGGUGAGCGUGAUCGACCCCGCCAUGGUGCGACGACUUGCCGACUUGCUGCGCGGCAGCACGCAUGUUGCGGGUCGGCGCUGGGACGUGUAUGAAGCGCACACGCCGUUCCACUUCCAGUUCAUGGUGGACUACGGCGUCAAGGGGAUGGCGCCGUUCCGCAUUCCAGUGUGCACCGCACGCGCGCCACUCCCUGUGGGGCUUCAGACGGCGCAGCUGCACAUCGCCGCGGUGCUGCCGAGCGGCGAACCGCCACGCCUCACGUGUGCGGAGGUGGAGAUCGAUGUGGCGGCGUGCGCGCUCCACCAGCGNGCGGUGCUGCCGAGCGGCGAACCGCCACGCCUCACGUGUGCGGAGGUGGAGAUCGAUGUGGCGGCGUGCGCGCUCCACCAGCGCGGUAAUCGGAUGGAGCCUGGUGAAAAUCUUCUCUCCGUCCGCCGCAGCGUGCGGGAUUACUUUGCAGACUACGGUGUCGACGACACGAUACGGCGUGGCGCGGGGAUGGAUACCACUGCCCGCUGCUGCAGUGUCGCGGAUCUGCAGCGCUGCGAUCCUGCCGUCGCUGCGAUGCAGCAGCGGGCGAUUGCGUACCUGCGCGCACGCACCGCCGCAGUUGUUGUUGUUGCUUCUGCUGACCCCAAUGCUCUAUCUGCAUUGUUACAGCGGGAAACACCAUCCACGCAAGGUGAGAGGGAGAAUCCAGCCAGCGCCGCCUCACCGCACAACGGUAUCACGCAGAAGCUCCUGGAGGAGAUGCGGCGCAGCCACACUGGCACCGCACCGCUUGUGUUGUCUGCGUCAGACUCCACUGCGUCACCGCAGCGUUGCGACGCGAAUGACGGAGACACGGCGCUAAAGGCCCCUGAAACCUCAUCGACUUCCUCAUCUCUAUCCCAAAACGAAAUGGGUGAGGCGGGGAGAGAGGGUGCGGAAGAAGAGGAGAAGGAGGAUGACUAUGAUGACGGGGAGCGCUCAUUGCUGUCAAGCAACAGCAGCCGUGUGCGAGUGGUGGACAUCAGUGACGCAAAGCUGGACGUUGGUGACUCCGUCGUGCUGCUCGGUCUGCGGGCGGAGAGAGAUGCACCGUCGUCACCCACCGUCGCGAAGAUAACGGCGCUUGGCAGCGGCAGCGUGCGGCUGCAAUGGUACCUCACGCUUGGCGAGACGCACCUUGCCGACAGCCAGCGCGAGCUCGAGCGGCGCGGGCGUUGGCUUUCGAAGGGCGUGACCUCAGCGGCGGAGGAGUUGCUGCUGGGCGACGUGGAGGAUGACAACCCCGUCGAGGUGCUGGCGCACGCCUCGCGGGUCGCGGUACGGCACUCGGUUCGUGCCUGCACUAGUGACGCGCUGCUGUGCCGCUACCGCUACCACGUGUCGGAACAGCGCCUGUCGCCUAUUCCGCCGUGUGCGGGUGGAGAGUUUGUGGUAUUCCCGGCGGCACUGCUUCCGCAGACUGCUGGUUGCACAACGGCGGGCGUUGUGGAUGAGGGUGAGGAGCUUCUGUCAGCUUCCUCUUCUUCCACGUUGUCGUCGUCGUCUGUUGUUGCUACUGCGGCUUCUGUGAUUCGUGGCGGGGCUUCCUCUGAUGUGAGCGUGGUGCCUGGAGCCUCACAAUUACGGCAGCAGCGAGAGGCGGGCGGAGUGAGCAACACGCCGGUGGUGCUGCAGCGAUCCGUGUCGAAGGUGCGGCAGCAGGUGGUGCAGUCGCAACUAUCGCUGCUGCUCAGCUGCGCAGGCUCGUCACCGCGCGCAUGCCGGCCUCUCUCGCUGCCUGAGGUGGCUAGUGGUGGGGCGGAUUCGCAGCCUUCCUCUUCAGUGCAGCUCGUUGACACUGGCCACGCUAAAUUCUUGCUAAAGUUUCGAGAAAACCCGUCGCGCUUGCAGCCGUGCUGCAUCGCAGGCGAUAUCCCUCGCAACUUCCGCUGGAUUUAUGACAGGGAUCGCAAUUGUAUGGUGGUGUCUGCUGCCAGCUGGCCAUUUGCCACGCCCACUUCUGUUGCUGCUGUUGGGGACAGUGCUGUGGCACCUGUGGUGGGCGCCGAUCGUGCGUCGGUGCCGCUGCUCACACACAUCGCCCCAUCACAAGCCACACCACCUGAGAGGCGAGGCACACCAAGUGCAAAGCAGACGUGGCGACCACACGCAUCGUCCAACGUGUCGCACUCGCUGCAGGGAGGUGCCUACGUGACGUGUGCCCUCCGUGUGAUGUGUGUGGAGGUGCUCAUCCGCCGACAGCGCGGGGCGCAGCACGUGGCGCAAGAGCAACUCCUUGCCGUGGCGCUCGGCCGCACCACCACCACCGCUGCGACGGUGAGCGUGCGUCUCUUCUGCGUGUCUCAGGCAGGGGCGGCAGCAUCACCAGCAGCAGCAGGAGGAGCCGCGGCAUCGCGGCGAUCGCUGCCACUCGGCGACGCAGUGGAUGUUGUGCACGUGCCGUCCGAGUCUCACCUCCUGCGGCGUGUACGGCGGGAGCUGCGCGGCUACGACCCCGACAUUAUUCUGUCGUGGGACGGGGCCAAGUACGGCGCGGGGCUCCUCGCGCUGCGCUACCGUGCCGUCCUGCAGCGCAGCCUCGCGCGCGAUUUCUCUCGCCUCACCACCGACAUUGACAUUCACUCUGCGGAUGAUGAUGAUGAUGAUGACAAUGAUGGCGACGACGUGGUGUCAGCAGCGACAUCGUCAUCAUCGUCGUCGCUGGCGGGUGACAGUGGCAACUCGGCGGGGAGUGGUGCGAGGCCACGUGCUGCUGAUCCCCCGAGCGUGGGUGACACCAUGAAGCGUCUAUCGCGGCGUUUUGGCACCAGCGUGCGAAUCGCCGGUCGCGUCGUGAUUGACCUAGGCAAGCAGCUCUCCAAGGAGCUGCAGCUGCCGUCGCACACGCUGCAGAUGGCACACCAGAAGCUAUUCCACGGCAGCCUGCCGUACUUCACGGAUGUGGCGUUGGCGGAGAUGUACACCGGCAGCGGUGGCGGCAGCGGCAUUGACGAAGGUGAGGUAGAGGCAAUGCGGCGCGUGGCGCUCUCUGUACUCCUCACACGCGCCGUGACGCCACACCACAUUGCACAGCACCUCCAUUUCUACACCCGUACCGCGGAGUUCUCGCGGAUGUACGGCAUUCUCUUCCACGAGGUGCUGAGUCGGGGCAGCCAGCACCGCGUCGAGGCGACGCUGCACCGCAUGGCGAAGCCUAUCGGCUACGCGAUGCUAUCGCCGUCGCUCGAGCAGGUGCACCGCCAGCCGCGGCUGCAGAGCAUGCCGCUCAUCAUGCAGCCGCGUAGUGGCUUCUACAAGAGCGACCCGGUCGUUGUGCUGGACUUCCGCAGCCUCUACCCGAGUAUCGUCAUUGCGUACAACAUCUGCUACUCCACCUGCCUCGGCUCAGUGGCGAAGUGCGGCCGCGGUCGUCUCGGUGUGCUGCCGUCGUAUGUGCAGGCGGAUCCGCUGCUGCUUUCACUCCUCGCCGAUGAAAAGUCCGGCAGUACAUCACACCGCGUGACGUUCGCGCCGAACAGCUGCAUGUUCUUGACGCCAGAGACACGCGAGGGUGUCCUCCCACGCAUGCUGCGCGCACUCCUCGAGACACGCUUCGAGGUGCAAGCGGCACUGAAGCACGUGGCACAACCGCGCCAGGACGUAUACAUGCAGCGUGUUCUUCACGAGCAGCAGCUGGCUAUAAAGAUGCUCGCCAACACAACGUACGGAUACACGGCUGCCUCCUUUACAGGACGAAUGCCAUGUGCCGAUAUCGCCGAUGCUAUUGUGCUGCUUGGGCGACAGACGCUCGAGCGGGCGAUGCGGCUCAUCAGCGGCCACCCAACGUGGAAGGCGGAGGUGGUGUACGGCGACACUGACUCGCUCUUCGUGCGGUUGCCGGGGCGAACAAAGGAGGAAGCGUUCCUGCUGGGCGAGCAGAUGGCGCAGGAGGUGACGGCCGUCAACCCCUCACCCAUCCAGUUGCAGUUCGAAAAGGUGCUUCUGCCGUGCCUGCUGCUUGUCAAGAAGCGGUACGUCGGCUACGCGUACUUCAAGCCAGAGCAGCAGCAGCCGCAGUUCCUCGCGAAGGGCAUCGAGACAGUGCGCAGGGAUCAGUGCGCGGCGACAUCACGCCUGGCGGCAAGCAUGAUCCACGCGCUCUUCACCGGCUCCUCAGUAGAGGCGCUGCGUGCGCGCUUCUACGCGGAGGUGGGCAAGCUACAGCGCGGCGAGUGCAGCCCAGCGGACUGCAUCUUCCGCAGAGCGGUGAGGCUCGGCCGGUACCGCAGUGACUCCAGGCUGCCGCUUGGUGCACGUCUGGCGCUGCAGCUGAUGGAGAAGGACGUCAUGCACACGCCCUACUGGCGCGAGCGCAUGCCGUACGUGGUGGUGCAGCCUAUUGAUUCCGCGCGCCUGCGUGACCAGGUGGUGCACCCACAGCGGCUGCUGAGCAUGCAGGAGGAUUUGCGCAUUAACAGCGAGUAUUACAUCAUGCGCCACAUCAUCCCCACACUGGACCGCAUGUUUUAUCUUGUCGGCGUGAGCUGCGCGAGUUGGUACGCUGCAAUGCCGCGACGACGUGCCUACCGUAACUACUUUGACCUGAGACUGGCGGAUCUUUCGCUUACAGGCGUGAAGAGGACACGUUCCUGCCGUGAGGCCGUCGUUAUCAACGUCAAUGACACGGAGGGUAACACGAGCGAUAGAGAGAAUCCAAUCCCACCAGCCGACAUGACGGUGUGCCGGGUGAAGAAGCGGACCCUGGAUGCAUAUUACCAACAGACGCUGUGUGUAGUUUGCCUUGAGGAAUGCGCUAACACGCCCCCACCGAAUCCGCCCAUCUGCUCUCGCUGUCUCUGUGACCGCACAACUUCUGCUGUGCGUGUUGUGGCGCGCCGCUGCGGUGUGGAGCGGCGGUUGCGGCUGCUGGAGACGGCGUGUCUGCGCUGUAUCGGCACGUGUGGUGAGGCGGGUGGACCGAGUUUCGUUGCUGGCAUGGAGCGAGACAUGGAAGACAUGCACUUUGCCAUUCCACGCCGUCUUGCUGCUGCGCAAGGAGAGGAACUUCGCUGCCUUUCCAUUGACUGCCACUUGUCAUUUGAGAAACGACAGCUCUUCCGGCUGUAUUCGCAGCUGAUGGCGAUAGAGCGGUACGUGACGAGCCUGUGA
Messenger RNA from Trypanosoma grayi, 5589 nucleotides. Its product is annotated as DNA polymerase zeta catalytic subunit. The record is from RefSeq and is a predicted model, not a curated record. Gene Ontology annotation, cellular component: nucleus; zeta DNA polymerase complex. Gene Ontology annotation, molecular function: nucleotide binding; DNA binding; chromatin binding. The transcript has a single exon. Lineage: Eukaryota; Euglenozoa; Kinetoplastea; Trypanosomatida; Trypanosomatidae. Gene Ontology annotation, biological process: double-strand break repair via homologous recombination; error-prone translesion synthesis. Bases 1 to 5589 code for a protein of 1862 amino acids.